UCAGCAUUCUAAGCAUUGUGACGCGUACAGACUGUAGUGAGAUUUAAGCUUGCAUUGUUGAACAAGAGAUUAUAAAUCCAAUAUGAUUUCACGACAUGGUUUUAAACAGCGAGCAUGAAUUCGUCAGAACCUACAUAUGUACCCAGCACUGAGGUGGUCGGUGCUAAUGUUGUCAUUUUCGCUAUUUUUGACUUCAUUUUCGGGACGGUGAUCGUUCUUGUGAAUGGCUUCCUCUUCAUCACAAUUUAUCGCGAUCCCUGUCGAUGUUUGCGCACUCCGUCUGUGUUCCUCAUCGCCAAUCUCUCAGUCGCUGAUCUUUUCAUCGGAAUUGUGAGCAUUCUACGAGGCGCCGAGUUAACUUACUUCUACCGUGGUUUGGGAGACCUUCUCGUUCUAAAUCUGGUGCAAUAUUUUAUCGGAGCUGUUUCUAUUCUCGCCGCUGUUUGCACUCUGAUGGCGAUGUCGUAUGAACGUUAUGUUGCAGUGAUCAAACCUUUUCAAUAUCCACGGAAAAUAACCAACAAAAAAGCCAAGAUUGCUACUGCAGUAACUUGGAUAAAUGGAUUAAUUAUGUCUGUUCUUCCCAUUGCUGAUGUCAAAAGAGAAAAGUUUUUGCUGGCCUAUUGCUAUUCUCAUUUCGUGAUUCCAUCAUUUAUUCUAAUAGCACUUUAUAUGAAAAUUUACAAGGCGGUUGCCCGUCAAAGAGAGGAACUCAAAGAUGUUCGCGAGAGUCUCACAGCGGCCAGCAAGAAGAAACAGCUAGAAAGAGAGAACAGAAUGUUUAUUGCAUUUGUGUUAAUCCUUUUUGUAUUUUAUAUGUCUUUUGUACCUUACUUCAUACAUGUACAGAUUUUAUACUUUUGCCCCUGUCGAAACUCGUACGCCUAUCAUGUUUAUUAUUAUGUCGCGAACGAAUUUCUCUCCAUGAGCUCCAUUAUUAAUCCGUUCUUGUAUGCCUGGAGACUUCCAAAGUUCAGCCGCUCUUUUCGUUCGUGGUUUCGAGGUUGGCUGGUCAAAAACUCAGGAGCGAGGUAUAACGAAAACCCACCUGGUCGGAGCGAGAAGGUUGUAAGUUCGAACUCCUAGUUUGCUACGAAUAUACCGGCCCAACGUAUGGAGUCUUCGUGGCUCUGUGGAAGAACAUCGUAGCGCGGAAUUCAAAGGUGGAACUAUUGAGGUUCGGUUACUCGUGGAAACUCAGAGCAUAUUCUUUGUUCCACGCUCACAACAAGAAAAUUGAUAUUCCAGACUGCAAUACGGCAGGAGUAAAAUACUUAGAUUUCCUAAGAGGUUGGUUGGAGUUUCACAUGCACUAAUAUUGACCUGUAUCAGCAUGCUUCCACAUAGUGGCU
Messenger RNA from Stylophora pistillata, 1352 nucleotides. Its product is annotated as trace amine-associated receptor 6-like. Gene Ontology annotation, biological process: G protein-coupled receptor signaling pathway. NCBI's taxonomy places the organism in Eukaryota, Metazoa, Cnidaria, Anthozoa, Scleractinia, Pocilloporidae. Gene Ontology annotation, cellular component: plasma membrane. Gene Ontology annotation, molecular function: G protein-coupled receptor activity. The record is from RefSeq and is a predicted model, not a curated record.